Molecule: messenger RNA, 1539 nt
Organism: Leptinotarsa decemlineata (Colorado potato beetle)
Lineage: Eukaryota; Metazoa; Arthropoda; Insecta; Coleoptera; Chrysomelidae
Cellular component (GO): nucleus
Molecular function (GO): DNA binding
Source: RefSeq, a predicted model, not a curated record
AUGGUACGAAAUUAUACUCGAAAAUCUCAGAGAGCCAAACAAUAUACCACGGAGGCCUUAGAACAUGCAUUAAAAGAGGUCAAGUCUGGUACUUCAACGAUUUAUCGUGCUCAUAAAAAGUAUAAUAUUCCCAAGACUACUCUUUUUUAUCAAAUGAAGAGGGUUCGAGGCAAAAUUAGUAGAACUCAAGGAAGAGCACCCGCGAUACCGUUGGAAGAUGAAGAGAGGUUAGCAAUUGCCCUCAAAAUAAUGAAAAAAUGGGACUUCGAAAUUACAAGAAAAGAAGUUUUGCGAAUUGUUUCCGAAUAUGUUAUCACUAAUAAUAUCAAAACACCUUUCAAAAACAGUUUUCCUGGGGAAGACUGGUUCUUAAGAUUCAAAUCUAGACAUCGCUUGAGUAUCAAAAAACCCCAGAGUGUUGAAUAUGCUAGAAAGAAAAUGACAGACCCGUUUGUCAUCUAUGAAUAUUUUGAUAUCCUCGAGGAAGCAAUUAAGGACAAUGAACUGUCCCUGAAACCAGAAUUAUUAUGGAAUCUAGAUGAAUCGUCCUUUUCACUUGACCCAAAAAAAUCGAAAGUUGUUGGAGCCCGUGGUCAACCUAGUUCCAGAACAACAAGCGGACCAGGCAGAGAAAACACGACAAUUCCCUCCGCUAUUUCAGCUUCAGGUCUGAAGGCCCCACCACUCAUAGUUUUCAAAGGAAAACACAUUUGGGAUAGCUGGAUAGCUGAUGAAAGGAAUAGUUUCAAGGGAAUGGCUUAUGCUGCGAGUGCCAAGGUACUAGGCCAAGAAAGGCCAAUUUUACUGAUAUAUGAUGGUCAAAGUACCCAUAUGAAUGUGAAAUUAGUGGAGCUAGCACGAGAUAAUGAUAUCAUAAUACUUAAAUUACCUCCGCAUACCUCACAUCUCUCGCAACCACUUGAUUUAGCUGUAUCCAAGUCUCUUAAAGAUGCUUGGGAUAGGGAACUCGUCAUGUGGCAAAGGCAAGAUAUUGGUCUUGAAAUCCCAAAAAAGAAAUUUUCAGAGUUAUUGGGCUCAGUAUGGAAAAACCUUCAUUCUGAUGUUAUUGAAGUAUUCGAUCCGGAAUCUUUAAGGAGAUGGGAAGAUGGAAGAAAUAAGCAGGGGUCCGUUGAACCAGUACCAUCCACUUCCAAUUAUCAAGCCAUUAUCCACACUAUUUCUAUCAAUGAACAAACCGAUAUUAUCAGCUCUGCUCCCACAGCCCAUAAUACUGUUAUCGAGAGAAGUGACAGUACCGUCGAAAUUCAUCCAAAAUAUUCGUUCGAACAACUGUUAUUGAGAACGGUAAAACAAACGACAACACCACGUUCUUCUAAGAGAAAAAGAGUCGCAAAUGGUGCGGAGGUCACAACUCACCCUGAAGUUAUUCAGAGACUCAUUGACGAAGAGAAAGAGAGGUUAACGAAAUCAAAAAAUGAAACGCAAAAACGACCGAAGAAAAGAAAUAAUGGAAUCAAGGAAGUAGUUCCUAAGAAAGUCUCGAAAAAGAGAAAAAUCCCGUAUAAGUACAAGCAGUGA